Messenger RNA from Vitis riparia (riverbank grape), 1835 nucleotides. RefSeq names its product putative uridine kinase C227.14. Gene Ontology annotation, cellular component: cytoplasm. The record is from RefSeq and is a predicted model, not a curated record. The transcript is spliced from 12 exons. Gene Ontology annotation, molecular function: ATP binding; kinase activity. The coding region runs from base 205 to 1164 and encodes 319 amino acids. NCBI's taxonomy places the organism in Eukaryota, Viridiplantae, Streptophyta, Magnoliopsida, Vitales, Vitaceae.
AAAUUUGCGUUAUUUCCUUACAUACUGCAAAAUUGUAAAUUUCAUAUAAAAAAUGCAUCCACAGCCCUAAUUUUUUAUUAAUUGAAGAAUAAUGUGUUUGAUCUGGUAAUCAAAAUGACUGUUUCGAGGCGUAUAUUGUUUUCGAAAUAUGUUUUAUGUUUUAUGUAAAGCAAAAUAUCGAUUCUUUGCAGCAAUGCCUUUGAUAUGGGGAAAUUUCGUGUUCAAAGGAUCAAAACGAGGGCCAAAACCAGAUACUCAGAAGAGAAAAGGGGUGACUCAUCUGCAGAGCUUUUGCUGCUAAGAAAGGUGAAGGUUCCAAUAACGUAUAGAUGUUCCGUGCUCAAUUCACCAACUAGACGAAGUGUGCAACCUUUGUUUGGUGGGACUAGGUCUCAAUUUGGAAGGGAAAGCUGUUUGAAGGUUUCAUGUAGUCAAAAGGGAGAAAUCCCUGUCGUGGAUGGCAGGUGUAUGGAUGAGAUAUAUGAUACUUUGGCUGAACGUCUUCUUCCUACUGCAGCAGUAGCAUCAAAUCCUAAUUUAAAGCGUAUUGUGGGUUUAGCUGGUCCUCCUGGUGCUGGAAAGAGCACUCUAGCAUCUGAAGUAGCUUGGCGUGUCAACAAGUUAUGGCCGCAAAAAGCUUCAUCAUUUGAUUCUCAAGUUGGGCCUCCAGAUGUUGCUGCAGUUCUUCCCAUGGAUGGGUUCCAUCUUUAUCGUCAUCAGCUGGAUGCAAUGGAGGAUCCAGAGGAAGCCCACGCAAGAAGGGGAGCUCCAUGGACAUUUGAUCCCACUCGACUGCUGACAUGUCUGAAGAGACUGCGGCAUGAGGGGUCAGUUUAUGCACCAUCGUUUGAUCAUGGUGUUGGAGAUCCAGUUGAAGAUGAUAUAUUUAUCAGCCUCCAGCACAAAGUAGUGAUAGUAGAAGGAAAUUAUUUACUCUUGCAAGAAGGGGAUUGGAAGGAGGUAUCAUCUAUGUUUGAUGAGAAAUGGUUCAUUGAGGUUGACAUCGAUACAUCUAUGGAGCGAGUUGUAAAAAGACAUGUUUCAACAGGAAAGCCCCCAGAUAUUGCUAAAUGGCGGAUAGAAUACAAUGAUCGGCCCAAUGCAGAGCUCAUAAUCAAGUCAAAGAAAAAUGCUGACCUAGUAAUAAGGUCAGUGAAUUUCUGAAACCUGUUGGUGUAUCCUUCCUGUGUCUAGGAGAGAAUGAAUGUCAUGAGGUCAGUUGAACCCAAUGCCAAAUAAAAUUGAUACCCACUGUAUAGAAAUAAUGAAAAACAAAUUGAGGGAGCUAAUAAUUUUUUCUUUAUGUGAACUUAGGAUAUAUGUGUAUAUAUGUCAAAUUUAUUUAUUGGGGGUUUGCUUUUUAUUCAAUGGAAAACAGUUCCAUAGAGGAAAAUUUUUAAGUUGGUGUUAAGGGGAUCUCUUUGUUCCUUAAAGGGAGGGAUAGAACUUCAGAAUCUAAUCCCCUUGUUUCCCUAGUUUAGCUUAUUAGCAUUUAAUUUUGGUUCUGUAGUUUCCUUUGCCAUUGAACCUUAAACUGAAAUUAAGGUCAUUUAAGUUCUCUCGAAAAAGUAUUUCCAAAAUACUAACAAAACGAUACCUUAAUUAUUUAAGAAAGGAAGCAUACAGGAAAUAAACAGCAAGAAGAAGUUCAUCCCUAAAUCAAUGCAAGCAAGGUUAGGAUAGGAAGAAGAAAGAAACAUGCUUAGGUUACAGUUUCUUCAGUGGCAUCAGACACUUUAGCUAAGAAGUCCACUUUCCCCUUUCCUACCUAUGCACCCACCUGAAGCUAGAAACCACCUCUGCAGAAAUAUCUAUCCUCGUGCAUCAUAUGAAAA